UGCAAUAAUCUCCAUUAUAGAAAUUUAAGUAGAACUGUUAAGUCGGAGACGUUUAUAUUCCUUGCUUCUUUCUCUUACUCUCUUUCUUUCUAUUAGUCACUGACAAUUAUUUUAGUACUUUGUAUGUCUUUCUUCCCUCUCUUCAACAUCCUUUUCAUGAGUGACUUCAAGGAUUUCUGCAAAGGAAGUAUCACCAUUCCAGUUCUACAUGAAAGAAUCCCCAGGGAAAAAUAUCAGAGAGCUGCACUUGCUGUGAAAGUUGUUUGUCAAAGAUGGAAGCAGAAUGUUAAGAAGCAAUGCUAACAUUUUGUUGGCUCUUCGUGUUGCUAAUGAACAGAGUGGCAGCCACGGAUGUUAGUGUCACAGGAUGCCUCCACAAGCACACUGAUGCAAGGUACCGGGCCAUCAGUGGCCAGAAGUUUGUUGUAUCCUGUGAUCCACCAUCUGAAGACCCUGCUUCAAUUUUCAGCUCUUCCCAUCUACAGGAAAGCUGGGUGCAGUGGUUCUGGCAGUCAAGCGAUGGGGAAGUCACAGUGCUUAAGCAGAAUGGAAACUCCAACCUCACACUUCAGGGCAAUGUCCUUUGGUUUAAUCCAAUAACGGUUCAACAUUCCGGAAGAUACAUCUGCGUGAAUAGGGGGAAAAAAUUGCCAUGUGUCAAUAUACAUAUAGUGGUUCAAACAGAGAAGAUGGCUCAGUGUUCAGAUAAGUUACUGAAUGACAUAAAGCUACUAGUUGGACAAGGGACAUCUAUUGCUUGCCCAGGGAAAAGUUGCUUCGGGAAUCUUUCGCACUCAGUUAAAUGGUACAAGAAUGGAGCAAAAGUAAGAGUUCGAACUGACAUAAGACCAGGCCUGAAAAUUAAGCACAAUAAAAUAGAACUACGUUCUGUCUAUGACAAAGAUAAUGGUACUUACACAUGUGAUUACACACUGACUGACAACAAUACCAAGUGGACAAUGAGAACAUUAAUAGAUGUGACCAUUAUCUCAAAACCCACUAUAAAUCCUCCAAAAGUCCUGGAUCCCAGUGAUGUAAGGACUCUCGAAGUAGAACUUGGGAAACAGUUUGAGCUUAAAUGCGAAGCCCAGUUUGGUUUUGAAAUGAGUGCUUCAUCAUCAAUGCGAUGGUUAAAAAAAACCAGCAAAAAUGAACAACAGCUGCAGCUAAAAAGGGUCAAUCCAAAGGGACUAGAAGGCCAAAUCUUUAGUCUUGUUUUCAAGCUGAAGGAAGUAGCUGAAGAAGAUUUAAGCAGUCACUUCAUCUGCCUGGCUCAAAACUCGGUUGGAAACUCUACAGGCAUGUUCAAGCUUAGGAAAAAGAAAGAGAAAGCUCUCCAUUUCUUGCUCACUUUAUGUUGCACCAUUAUCUUUCUACUUGGAGUCAUUUUGGGAGGUACUCUGACUUACUGGCACUGGAUUGAACUGGUGCUGUUUUAUCGGAAUUACCUGGCCAAAGAUGAAACUCUGAAUGAUUGCAAGGAAUUUGAUGCAUUCGUGUCCUAUGCAAAACCAGAAACCCCUGAAGCAAAUCAAGAACUAUAUAAUGAGGAACAGUUUGCCAUAGAGUUUCUCCCUCAGGUUUUAGAAAAUGAAUAUGGAUAUAAGCUAUGUCUCUCUGAACGGGACAUCCUUCCAGGAGGAGCAUAUACUGAUGAUAUUGUAAAUGCCAUCAAAAAGAGCCGGCGAGCAAUAAUGAUCUUAAGCACAAGCUAUGUCAAAAACGAACAGGCCCUCUUUGAACUUGAAGCAGCAGUCAAUGCUGUGCUGGAAGAUAAGACUAUAAAACUCAUCCUGAUUCAGUUUGAGUCUUUCCAGAAGCCAGAAUCGUUACCUCAAAAGGUGAAGAAAGCUCUCAGGAUUUUGCCCAGGAUUACUUGGAAAACAGCUAGUUCUCCCACUGCUAAUAAGCAAUUUUGGAAAAAACUGCAGUAUUACAUGCCAGUGAAACAUAAAAGAGGAGCUCAGGACAAAUGGUUUUCAUUCCCCCACUUAAACUGGACAAUGUGUUUUUCUGUGAAAUCUGCCACUUUACUAAGGCUUCUGCGUCUGGAUUCUUUGUGAGAUUGAAAGAAGACCAGUACCCUCUGCCCCAGACUCCUUUUCCUUCCCUACUUUAAGUUUCUAUGUGUUCUCUCACAUAACUUUUAGGUGGCACUGCAGUAUAGCAGCAUUGCACAACUACACUAGGGUUCCAUUUUGUCAGUACCAAUCUUCCCGUGAUUAAAACGAAACCAAAAACUGUUGCAAAGAACAGGAGAGGAUGAUGAUGUCAUGCAAAGCACCCACAAAAUACUGGGCAGGAAGACUCAGGAGUGCACAAUAAAUGCCUGAACAAGAAAGGCUUCAUGGAAUGGAGCAUCAUCUGGGAAACAACUUUCCUCCACAGAAAAUUUUUCAGAGGAUGAGCUGUGGUUUUUGCACAGAAAAGCUUCUCCAUUGCUGUAAAAGGUUAUGGAAUUGUAGGAUUAGAAAAGCCCUAUUCCUGAUGCUUUAGAGCUAUUGACAAUUUGAGUAUCGGGCUAGCUAGCCCAGUGGGCAUACUUAAAUUCUGUACAAGAUUAGUUAGCUCCACUAAAACCAAAGAUGUCACCAAGACCCAUGGAAAAAAUGGUCUAGGGAUGGGCUCUGUGAUCCAUUUCUGGAAUGCCCCCAGGAACCAGUGCUUGAAGGCACCUGCCUACUUCUGAAGACCUAAAGAUGUGAUUUUUAUGACAGGUCCUUAGAGUAAGUGUUAUCUCUUUUUUACUGAUAAUUCAAGCUAACAGAAUGCAGGAUGUCAGGUUUCUUCAGCAAGAGAGUGGACAGGAGGAGUGGGAAGGACCAGAAACGAGGACCAGAAAGUUGUAUAUCCAUGUACUACAAUUAUACAUUUUGUAGUACCACAAAUUCUGAACAGGGCUUAACUGCUGCGCACCACAGUGCACCCUGACAUCAUGAUGGGAAGAACCAGGAUGCCUGAGUAACGCUUUCAACAAACACGCAAACCUAUUGGUCAAAUAUCUUCAUGAGCUGAAGCCUCCAACAGGGAUAUGGAAGACUUUGGAGAGAUCUCUCUGACAUGCCCAACACAUUUUGUUAUACCUUUUCCUCACGGAAAAUCAAUGUAACUUGUUAGGAUGCUCUCCAUAAAGCAUAUCACAUGUUUAAAGGCCUUUUAGCACUCCCUUCCUGCUCUGCUCACUUCUCUUUAUUUUAAUGAAUACUCUGACACAGUUUUCCUAUCACAUCACCCAUCCCUGAUGGGUGGCAGAGUUCAUGGAAACACAGAGCAGAGAUAAUUACAAACCAGGAUAUAUGAAAGGGGAGCGGUUGGCAAAUAUUGUAACCUUUUCUGAAAACUUGCAAACCUAGUGCAUACCAUGGAAAUCUGUUCCAGAGGCUACUGCAGAAGCUACUUCCAGAGGGCUCUUUUCCCCCUUAACUCUCUCUCUCUCUCUCUCUCUCUCUCUCUCUCUGUACGUGUGUGUGUGUGUGUGUGUGUGUGCACGUGUUUGCACGCGCUAUCCUUCUCAUUUCAAGCAAAGACUGUAAGUGAUGGUUUUGUACUGGAAGUGAUUCUAUGGAUUGGGUGCUGUUUUUAUUCUCUGAUUGCUAUGUUUUUAUUUAUUUUAAGGUAUGUUAUUGUUUAAAUAUAUUUAAGUUAUAUUUGUUUUUGUUUGUUUGUUUUGUAAGCCAUCCAGAGACUUUUAAUAUUGGGGCGGCAUAUAAAAACUUUAAAAUAAAAUAAAAUAAAAUAAAAUAAAAUAGUUGUUUUUGUAAGCCCCCUUGACUUUCACUGUUUGGUAGAAUGAUGGGGUUUAAAUCUAUCAAACAAACAAGUAAGAGUUUGCAUUCAAACACAUAAAAUUUGUCCAGGAGUCUUUCAGAGAUGUGAAAGUGACAGGGUGGUUUUUGAAUGAUGAUCACAAUGCAACACAUGACAGUGAGUUCUAAUUUCUGUGACACUUGUAUUAAAUGGUUGUGUAGUAAAACCAAAAUGAUCACAGAUGAACACAGGUCAGUGAAGACAUGGGGAUGUGGACUUGUAUGUGGCAAUUUAUUAAAGAGAACUGGGUUGCCAUGAGUACUUGAAAUUUCACCUUGUUGCAUGUACAAUAAGAGAACAUAAAUAAAAAUGUUAUUCCCAA
This is a messenger RNA of Varanus komodoensis (Komodo dragon), 4129 nucleotides long. It is a transcript of the gene IL18RAP, whose product is annotated as interleukin 18 receptor accessory protein. Gene Ontology annotation, biological process: interleukin-18-mediated signaling pathway. The record is from RefSeq and is a predicted model, not a curated record. The transcript is spliced from 11 exons. Bases 297 to 2063 code for a protein of 588 amino acids. Gene Ontology annotation, molecular function: interleukin-1 receptor activity; interleukin-18 receptor activity. Lineage: Eukaryota; Metazoa; Chordata; Lepidosauria; Squamata; Varanidae.